AUGGUGGAUCAGAAGAAGAAGACAACGUUUUUGGUCUUUUUCUUCUUCUUCAUGUUGUUGUUAGAGUCAACGUUGGAGCAACAGAUAAGUUCUUCUUUUACGGUUGAGAAAUCGGCUCUUUUGGAACUAAGAUCUUCUCUUGGGUUAAGAAGCAGAGAUUGGCCUGUAAAAGGCGAUCCUUGUCUGAAUUGGAACGGUGUAAGUUGUGAUGAGAAUGGUAGUGUAACUAAUAUCAACAUUUCAGGGUUCAGAAGAACAAGGAUUGGGAAUCAAAACCCGCGAUUCUCAGUCGAUUCGCUCGUUAAUCUCACCCGUUUAACUUCCUUUAAUGCCUCAAGGUUCUCUCUUCCAGGUCCAAUCCCGGUUCUGUUCGGAUCGAGUUUGUUGACUUUGGAUGUGUUGGACCUUAGUUCUUGUUCAAUCAUAGGAACCAUCCCUGCAGAUUUGAGUCAGUUAUCGCGCCUCACGGUUCUUGAUCUUUCGAAGAAUUCAAUCAAUGGGACUAUUCCUCUGUCUCUUACAUCUCUUCAGAACCUAACAAUUCUUGAUCUUUCCUCAAACUCGGUAGGUGGUUCGAUUCCUGCUAGUAUUGGAGCACUCUCAAAGCUCCAACGUCUGAAUCUUUCGCAUAACGGCCUGUCCACUACGAUACCUCCAUCACUCGGGGAUCUUUCUGCUUUAGUUGACCUUGAUCUCGGCUUCAACGACCUAUCAGGUUCGGUUCCACCAGAAUUGAAAGAGCUAAGAAACUUGCAGACACUUGUAAUUGCGGGAAAUCGACUUGCAGGAACUUUACCUCCUGAUCUGUUUAGUUCCCUGAGUAAACUACAGAUAGUUGACUUGAGAGGCAGUGGUUUCAACGGCGUUUUACCUUCCAGGUUAUGGUCGUUACCGGAGCUGAAGAUUCUAGAUGUUUCUGGAAAUCAGUUCUCCGACGUGCUGCCAUUUACCACUGUCAGUUUUGAUUCUACUGUCUCAAUGCUUAACAUAUCCGGGAACAUGUUUUACGGCAAUCUCACACUCUUACUGAGAAGGUUCCGAGUUGUUGACCUGUCAAGAAACUAUUUUGAAGGCAAAGUUCCUGAGUUUAUCCCCAACAAUGCUUCCUUGAGCAACAAUUGUCUUCAGGAGGCAAUGAACCAGCGGGGAUUGUCGGAUUGCACGUUGUUUUAUUCCGAAAAGGGAUUAACUUUCGACAAUUUCGGACGACCUGAGCAGAAAAAGAAGCAUAAUUCUCCCUGGUUCAGGGGCAAGAAUAUAGUUAUAGUAGCUGCAGUUGGAGGGUCUAUUUUGGUUAUGCUCAUUCUCAUACUGUUACCAAUAACAGUGAGUUUCUGUGUCCGUCGAAGAAACAGAUCAUCAAAUAGUACACAUUCUAGAGGGAGACACAACGGUGUUGGGCCAUUACCUCCUGAUGAAGUACUUACCUCAAGAGGAGGAGAAGGAGGAGUCUCGAUAAACUUUGCGAGUCUGGGAUCAUCAUUUAACUAUCAACAGCUACUCAACGCCACAAAGGAGUUCGGCGAUUCAACCCUGAUAAAGAAAGGAAAAUCAGGGGAUCUUUUCAAGGGCGUAUUAGAAACCGGAAUUCAGAUAGUCGUGAAAAGAAUCAGCUUGGAAUCGACAAAGAACAACGAAGCAUAUCUAACUGAGAUGGAUUUCUUCAGCCGGUUUGCUCAUCCAAGAAUAGUCCCAUUUUUAGGAAAAUGCUUAGAGAGCACAACACAUAAGUUCUUGGUGUAUAAGUACAUGCCAAACAGGGAUUUGCCAAGCUCACUGUUCUAUAAAAUCAACUCCAUUGUCGACGACGGAUUGAAAUCUCUCGAUUGGAUCACAAGACUGAAAAUCGCAUUAGGAGCAGCAGAAGGACUUUCUUAUCUACACCAUGAUUGUUCACCACCUAUAGUCCACAGAGAUCUUCAAGCAAGCAGCAUUCUCUUGGAUGAUAAAUUCGAAGUAAGACUUGGAAGCUUUAGUAAAGCUUGUCAUCAAGAAAACAACGGCCGUCCUCGGAAAAUCUCUCGAAUACUCAGCAGAUUAUCCCAGUCUUCUCAAGAAAGUGUUCCUGGCUCUUCUUCAGGUACAGCAACAUGUGCAUACGAUGUAUACUGCUUCGGUAAGAUACUAUUAGAGCUAAUCACAGGAAAACUCGGAAUCAGCUCAUGUGAAGAAACCCAAUUCAAGAAAAUCCUAAGUGAGAUUUUACCUUACAUUUCAUCACAAGAGAAAGAGCCAGUGACGAACAUUCUAGACCAAUCACUUCUAGUAGACGAAGACCUCUUAGAAGAAGUUUGGGCAAUGGCAAUCGUCGCUAGAUCUUGUCUUAACCCAAAACCAACAAGAAGACCACUAAUGAGACACAUAGUACAAGCUUUGGAGAAUCCAUUGAGAGUUGUGAGAGAAGAUAAUAGUGAAUCGGAGAGAUUCCGUACGACUGGAUCUUCGAGAGGAUCGUCCAGUAGUGGAAGAGUUUUCGGUAGUUGGAGACAAAGUGUGUCUGAUCCAGUCGCUGCCGGAACGAGUAGUCUUCUGUCUCAAGCGGAGGGUUUAACGAGAUCCGGUGGAGCGACGGGUUCGUCGGCGAGAGGAAGUAGCCGUGGUGCUUCGAGCCGACGAAGUAUGAAAGAUGUAUAG
Molecule: messenger RNA, 2634 nt
Organism: Arabis nemorensis
Lineage: Eukaryota; Viridiplantae; Streptophyta; Magnoliopsida; Brassicales; Brassicaceae
Source: the annotation of a GenBank genome assembly